AUGAUAGCCGCUGCUCAUUUUGCCAAAUUAAAGUCAAUUACUGUAGUGAAUUUUGAAGAGGUUGCCAUUGGAGAGCUAAUGCACCAUCAGGUGUGGACAGGAUGCGCGCGCGCCUACUCGCGCAAGACAAAGCGCAUUAGCAUACCGCACGGGGCGCUAGGUGUGGCUGAAUUAAUCACGUCCCGGCUCGUGCCAUACGUCGGGCUGAUCAAGGAAUUUUGCUAG
Arctia plantaginis is the source of this 225-nucleotide messenger RNA. NCBI's taxonomy places the organism in Eukaryota, Metazoa, Arthropoda, Insecta, Lepidoptera, Erebidae. The record is from the annotation of a GenBank genome assembly.